Symbiodinium sp. CCMP2592 is the source of this 1236-nucleotide messenger RNA. The record is from the annotation of a GenBank genome assembly. NCBI's taxonomy places the organism in Eukaryota, Dinophyceae, Suessiales, Symbiodiniaceae.
AUGUUGGUCUCGGGACUUCCCACUACAGAGAGGAAGGUCGCCGCAGAGAAGUGGGAAAGGUGCCAAGGGCAGCUGAGGGAGGAGGCGGCUCUCCUUCGCCAGAUCAUGGAGGAGUGGUCCACCCUAAAGCCUUUUGGAGCGGGAGCGGCCGCGCAGAACGGAGGAGGCAAAGUCAACAUGCUUGACGAUUUUGCCAGCAUGGCAGUGGCGCCGGCUGCACGACCCCAUCGUGCAGAAGAAGAGGUGAAGGCAGCGCCUGUGUGGGACGGCGUCAUCGCUCCACCCUCGCCGCGCGACCGGGGCCGAGAGGUCCAUAAGCCACCGGCCCGGGCGCGCGUCGGCUCCGGACCCUCAGGCGGGCUCGGUGGCGGGCUCGGCAACAAUGCGGACCUUCCCGGCUGGGCCCAGGGACGAGUGCAGGAGGCACCGGCACGUCGCGAAAUCCCCAGACGCUCGCCCGGGAGGCAAGAUGAGCGAUCGGCCGGCCCCGGUUCCCGAAGGAACGCCGGGGUACCUCCUGCAGGCCCGUCCGGCGGUGGUGGCGCCGGAGGCGGUGGUAGCGGAUCCCGGAACUACAAAAAGCCUUGGAUGGACAACGUCCCGGCCACCAAAGGCGUCCGCGAAGAGGGCCGCGGCAAGGGCGCCGAAGCCGGAUCGUUCCUCGAGCACAUCUACGGAUCCGGUGGGAAUGGGCCCGACGCAGACCUGAUACAGAACAUCGAGAGGGACUGCGUGGACAAAUGCCCAUCUGUGACGUGGGAGUCCAUCGCGGGCCUGGAGCAAGCGAAGUCCUUGUUGGAAGAGGCGGUGGUGCUUCCUCUGGUGAUGCCGGAGUAUUUCCAGGGCAUCCGCAGGCCGUGGAAGGGCGUGUUGAUGUUUGGCCCACCCGGAACCGGGAAGACUCUCCUGGCCAAGGCUGUGGCAACGCAAUGCUCCACAUCCUUCUUCAACGUUUCUGCAUCGACCAUGGCGCUCAAAGAAGGCCGCGUUCCUGAGCCGCAGGAGGGCGACAGGAAGGUUCUCAUCGAUCUCUACCCCUUCGCACAGCCAGAGAGUCUCUACACUGGGAUACCUGCCAGGGCCGGUGUAAGCGGUUGCCAGGCAGUGCUGAUUCUGACCACGACGGCACACCCGGCAUCGUGUGUCGCAGGGCGCUCCUUCAAUGACCCGAUCCACGUCCUUCAGGAUCGGGAGAGCAUUCGAUGGCACAUGGGCAGGCGGGGCGAGGCAUUGUGA